GGCAGGCAUCCCCCCCGCAGCAAUACAAGAAGCAGUACCGCGCUCAGUGAGUGCUGAUUGGCGGAGUAGGCGGCGGCGAGGUCACGUGAUCCUCCCCGGGCCCGCGGGAUCUGGUGGACGCCAAGUGAAAAUGGCGUUGCUGUCGGCUGCGAUGAGGCUGCCGAGACUGCCUGUUGUUGUUGCUACGGUUGCCUUCCAACGUGCGCUGGCCACAACAGCUGGUGUGGCAGUGGCACAAUCUCUGCCUGAGCAUGUGAAAAUUGUUGAAGUUGGACCCAGAGAUGGACUGCAGAAUGAAAAGGUCAUUGUUCCGGCUGAUGUGAAAAUUCAAUUAAUUAACCUUCUCUCAGAGGCUGGAUUGUCUGUUGUGGAAGCAACAAGCUUUGUCUCCCCAAAAUGGGUUCCUCAGAUGGCAGAUCAGCAGCAAGUGAUGGAAGGAAUCCGAAAAUAUCCAAAUGUGAGCUACCCAGUGUUGACUCCAAACCUAAAAGGAUUUGAGACUGCACUGAAAGCAGGUGCAAGAGAGGUAGCCAUCUUUGGAGCAGCCUCAGAAAUGUUCAGUAAAAGAAAUAUUAAUUGUUCAAUUGAUGAGAGUCUACAGCGGUUUGAAGAGGUGAUGAAAGCAGCAAAGGAUGCAAGUGUUCCAGUCCGAGGAUACGUAUCCUGUGUUCUUGGCUGUCCUUAUGAAGGGAAUGUUUCCCCUGUUAAAGUUGCAGAGGUGGCCAAGAAGCUUUAUUCCAUGGGCUGCUAUGAGAUAUCCCUGGGAGAUACCAUUGGUGUAGGAACACCAGGCAGCAUGCACAAAAUGCUGUCAGCUGUAAUAAAGGAGGUUCCAGUCAGUGCAUUGGCUGUACACUGUCAUGAUACAUAUGGUCAGGCUCUUGUCAACAUCUUUGCAGCAUUACAGAUGGGAAUCUGUACGGUGGAUUCGUCAGUGGCUGGCUUGGGUGGUUGUCCUUAUGCAGCUGGUGCAUCUGGAAAUGUGGCAACUGAGGAUGUAGUCUACAUGAUGAAUGGGCUGGGAAUUCACACAGGGGUGGAUCUGCAGAAGUUAAUGGAGGCUGGUGCAUUCAUCUGCAAUGCUUUGAAGAGGAAAACCAGCUCCAAAGUUGCUCAAGCAUCUUGCAAGUUAUAAUGAUCAGUAAAUAAUAAACACAAGCUGGACGAACAUACACCAUAAAAAUGUUCCGGUGCACAAGGGUCUAGCUGUCCCCAAGGCUAAAACAAAACUAUGGCAGUGUAUCUUCUGUGUCUAAGUUUGAAUCGCAUUCGAAAUAGAAGAGCAAGUGAGAAUUUUGACAACUGCCUAUUUACCCUCUGAAUGCUGACAAACCCUUCAAAAUACACAAACAUUUAUUUGCAUAAUAUUGGGAGAAAGUUCUCUGUAAAUCACAAUUAAUAUUAAAAAUUAAAGAAGCAGGAAACAGGAACUUUUCAUAACUUUUUAAGUUAUUCUUCCAUUAUAUGCCAUUGAAAUGUUUUAGAGGAAGAUUUGCUCUUCAUUGAAUAUAAUCCCAAACAUGUUUUUUAUAUAUAUAUGUAUACUCUUAGGCUAGAUUUUUAAAAAAAUACACUUUUUCAUACGAUUUAAUGAAAAGGUAUGUCUUGGUGCAGGUAUCAUCCAGAAAUUGCAGCUGUUUGCUGUUGCAUAGAUUUGCUGAUUAGUACCGAGAGUUGUUCCAUCUGUAUUACAGGUAUCACGGCCCGUUUAUCUUCUACAGUUAGGAAGGUAGUUAACUCCUGUGCUUGUGCAUUGCUGACAAUGCUGCUUCAAAGGUUUUAAAAAGUCAAAAAAUCUGCAUCAUAUGCUGAUGGAUAUAAAAAUUGAGGAUAGAGACUAUGAAAAUUCUUGACAAAGCUGUUUUGUUUAGUCAUUUUUUAAAACUGAGAAUACAUGAUUUUUGUGUAUUAUAUUUAUAGUAAUAUUAGUUAAAUCAACUUAAUCUUGCAGAAAUAGUAUUUUUCAAUUUGCAGAAUUUUUGAUAGGUCAUUUUCCAUUUUGCCAUUAUGUUUUUACCAUCAAUUAAAUUUGUUUCAAGCCAUCCAUGCCCAUCCAAACUUUCUGCCUUAAAAGGUUAAGCCAUAGAUGUCCUACUUCCUUCUAUGAGGCUGUAAUUUGGUCAUUGCAAUCAUCUUUUGUAAAGAAAAUGUGUGUUGAUUUUGCAUGUUACUGUGCAUUCCGUAUAUACUGUGUAAACUUUUAAAAUGUUAAAUUCAAUUUAAUAUUGGUAUCUAUUAAUAAUUAUGUGUAUAUAAUUCUCAAAAUUAAAAAAUAAUCCUUUUAAGGAAGGAAACCUGCCAUUAUUGACUGACUGGUCUGUUAAUGACUGCAGUUCCAUAUUAACAGGGUGAUUUUUUUUAACCUCCCUUUUGAGGUGAUUUACCAAGCCACCCUCGUGUAUCAAACUGCCACUGCAUAAUGUAGGUGGAUUGUCUCAGGGAUAUUAAGAUGGGCAAUAAAAAUGGCCUUGCCAGCAAAUCACAUACUGAGAAUGAACUUUAAUGAAAAAAUUUAAUUUAAUAAAUGAACUGCUAAGUGUCAAAUUUCUAAUUGUAAUUGUCCAUACAUGUACAGACUGGUUGGAAAUUAUAAUGUACAUAAUCUUGAUGUCUGACCUACAGGUUGUAUUGAAUUAAAACAAUGUAAAUACA
Molecule: messenger RNA, 2652 nt
Organism: Pristis pectinata (smalltooth sawfish)
Lineage: Eukaryota; Metazoa; Chordata; Chondrichthyes; Rhinopristiformes; Pristidae
Product: hydroxymethylglutaryl-CoA lyase, mitochondrial-like
Exons: 9
Coding region: 131-1135 (334 amino acids)
Biological process (GO): L-leucine catabolic process; ketone body biosynthetic process
Molecular function (GO): hydroxymethylglutaryl-CoA lyase activity
Source: RefSeq, a predicted model, not a curated record